Messenger RNA from Pseudoliparis swirei, 399 nucleotides. Its product is annotated as interferon alpha-inducible protein 27-like protein 2B. Gene Ontology annotation, biological process: apoptotic signaling pathway. The record is from RefSeq and is a predicted model, not a curated record. Bases 29 to 310 code for a protein of 93 amino acids. NCBI's taxonomy places the organism in Eukaryota, Metazoa, Chordata, Actinopteri, Perciformes, Liparidae. Gene Ontology annotation, cellular component: mitochondrion; membrane. The transcript is spliced from 4 exons.
GCCAGUAGACUCCAGACUACAGACAGACAUGGGACUGUUAUCAUUCCUGGCUAUUGGAGGAGGCGCAGCGGUAGCUGUGGUCGGGGCUCCUAUUCUUCUGGGGGCCGUCGGCUUCACCACCGCUGGGAUAGCAGUAGGCUCCUAUGCUGCGGGGAUGAUGUCGACUGCUGCUGUCGCUAACGGGGGAGCGGUGGCCGCCGGGAGCACCGUGGCUGUUCUGCAGGCAAUAGGUGCAGCUGCCAAUGUGGUUGCAGCCAGCGCGGGAGCAGGAGUCGGAGGAACUUUGGUCGGACUGGCUGCGAUUAUUUGAAAUUCAUGAAGGAAAAAUGUCAAUUUUUGCCAAUUGGAAGGUAAUUGUGACAACUUACAUGUUUUGGUCAAUAAAUAUGUGAACCAUCA